AUGGCCUUGCACACGAUUGAUGCUGCAGAUAGCACAAUGGGUCGCAACCUUUGGUCAAUGUCUCGUAACUAUAUUCCAUACCACUAUUCACUGCAGAGGCUGGAACUGUGUUUAUAUACUCGUGUGUCCAUGUUUAGAACUAAAAGGGAACUCAUGAAGGAAACGUCCCAUUUAUAUAGCACAACUUCUCUGUCACAUGAGAUCAAGUAUAUCAUCGUAAAAAGACCUGAGAUGUCUAUACUGACUGAAAAUAGCGUUGGAACCAUGUUCUUCUGCUGCAUCUUCAAGUGCCGAGUGCCGAGGACCAAGCAGGAGAUCGAGGCCGACUACAUCCGUCGCCAGUUGGCCCAGAAGUUCCACAGGCAGCUCAACAUCAUCAACAAUUCAGAGAUGGAUGAGAUGGAUCUGCUCAAAGCCCUAGAGCGGCUGAGGGCGGAGCUUCGGGCGGACUCCAACAGUCUCGCCCAAUCAGAAGCCUUCUCUACGCUCUCGUUCACGCCCACGGGCACACCCACUUACCGGAAGGGUUCAGAGCUGUAUUUGGGCGUCUCCGUGGAGGACCUCCGGCUGGCGACGACGCAGGGUCACUUCAACCACCUCAAGUCCCGCGUCACCAACAUUAUCUCGGGCGCCCUGCGUAAGCUCAAGCACUGAAGGGAGGGACGGAGAUGGAGAAGGAAG
Molecule: messenger RNA, 681 nt
Organism: Penaeus chinensis
Lineage: Eukaryota; Metazoa; Arthropoda; Malacostraca; Decapoda; Penaeidae
Exons: 6
Coding region: 1-654 (217 amino acids)
Source: RefSeq, a predicted model, not a curated record